This is a messenger RNA of Penicillium alfredii, 897 nucleotides long. Its product is annotated as rRNA-processing protein RRP15. The transcript has a single exon. Gene Ontology annotation, cellular component: preribosome, large subunit precursor. The record is from RefSeq and is a predicted model, not a curated record. NCBI's taxonomy places the organism in Eukaryota, Fungi, Ascomycota, Eurotiomycetes, Eurotiales, Aspergillaceae. Bases 1 to 897 code for a protein of 298 amino acids. Gene Ontology annotation, biological process: maturation of 5.8S rRNA; maturation of LSU-rRNA.
AUGGCGCCGACCCAUUCGAAAAAGCGCAAGGUCCUUGAUGGUCUCCAGGGGAAGACCUCUCGUUCCAAAAAACCCCGCAAGCAGAUUCAGUACCACAGCAGCUCCGAAGACGACCUCGACGACAACGAAGGUGGUUUCAACGCUGUCAAUCUCGCAGAUUCAGACGAAGAGGACAAUGAAGGAGUUGCCGUGACAAAGCUGUCAGCAUCCAAACCAGCGCCCAAGAAGAAAAAUACAAAUGAAGCCUCAGCACCACCCCAACAAUCUGACUCCGACGAAGAGGCUAGCGACGAGGAAGUCGAAGACCAAGAUGAAGACGAAGAAGUCAACGAUGGUGACGAGGCUGCAGGUUCUGAAGAAGAUGGUCUUUCCGACUCAUCUCUGUCGGCAACCGAAGCCAGUCGCAGAUCCGUUCCUAAGCGCAACGACCCCACCGCAUUCUCAACUUCUAUCUCCAAGAUUCUAUCGACCAAACUGCCUACGUCGGCCCGAGCGGACCCUGUCCUAUCGCGCAGUAAGACCGCGGCGCAGACCUCAAGUGAUUUUGCCGACCAGAAGCUCGACAAGCAAGCGCGGGCCAAAUUGCGCGCGGAGAAAAAAGAAGAGCUGGAUCGCGGCCGUGUCCGCGAUGUAAUGGGAAUUCAAAGAGGAGUCGCUGGCCCCGUGGGUGAGGAGGAGAAGCGAUUGCGCAAGAUGGCGCAGCGCGGUGUGGUGAAGCUCUUCAAUGCGGUGCGCGCGGCGCAAGUCCGUGGUGAGGAGGCGGCCAAGGACGAACGGCAGAAGGGGACAGUUGGGAUGGGAGAGCGGGAAAAGGCCUCGAAUGAAGUCAGCAAGCAGGGAUUCCUUGAAUUGAUCAACGGAAAGAAGGGAAAGCCGUUGAAUAUCGAAGAGGCCUAA